CCAAAGAAGGAAGAAUUUAGUCUCGUUCACCAUGGCAGAGACUCACAGCUUGCAGGACAUGAGGCAGCAGGCUGCCAUCACUGCCAAAGUCUUCAUUCAGAGAGAUUACACUAAUGGCACCAUGUGCCAGUUCCAAACCAAGUUCCCCUCUGAGCUGGAGACCAGGAUUGACAAACAGCAGUUUGAGGAAACGGUGAGGGCGCUGAACAACUUGUACACUGAGGCGGAGAAGCUGGGAAGCCAGUCGUAUAUUGAAGGCUGUUUGGCCUGCCUCACAGCGUACACCGUCUUCCUGUGUAUGGAGACGCACUAUGAGAAGGUUUUGAAGAAAAUUGCAAAGUACAUUCAGGAGCAGAAUGACAAGAUCUAUGCACCACGAGGCUUACUGCUUACUGACCCCAUCGAGAGAGGCCUGCGGGUCAUUGAAAUCACCAUCUUUGAAGACAGAAGCCUGACUAGAUAAAAGCUAACAUGCAGCUGUUUGGCUGAGCAGAGUUGCAGGGUCUGCAACAGCCAUCAUCAGAGCCCGCCUCCCUGAGGACUACCCAGACCUGCAACCUUAAUACUGCGUCUCUACAAUCUAUCAUCCCUAUCAUAUGCAUGUUCCAUUCAGAGCGUCCUUCAAGACUAAGUUUGAGAAUUUGUUCCUGGCACUUUUUAGCAUUCUUUCUUGCUUUUCUGUCCCUAUUGAUAAACUGAAUAUUGAAGUCUGUUAAAUGCUUGUAUUCACCUGGCAACCAUGUCCCCUUAAAAGAAAAUUACUUCUCAUUCAACUAAAAUGCAUUCUUAAUCUGGUUUCACGGGAUGUUUUUUCUCUCAAGAUAUAUUAUAAUUUCAAAGAGUGACAAACUCUUGUGAGGCAGGUGGUUUGCUGGAGGUAUUGUAGAAAAGAGUCCUUGUGUGGGAUUUUUAUUUGUUUAUUUCUUCUUUUUUUAAACUUUUCUUUUCUGGUUAGGUUUAGGCACUAAAACUGCUACUUUGUAGAAGUAGACAUAGCUCAGGGUCUGAAAAAUGAAGUCAAUUCAGAAGUGCCUUAAGCCUGCAUUCUUUUAAAUGGCCUGCAGGGGGCGACUCCUCUGGUUGCACAGAGAAGUCCAAUUGAAUGGAAUUCAAAGGAGAAAUGAGCCUGCUGAUCACUUGAUUUAAACACUUUCCUUAUGAGUUUAUGGUCUCAAUCACAAUUAAUAUGAUGUGGUGUUCAUUUAGUAAUUUUGGUCCCAUUUUGGGUCAAAUAAAAUAUUAAGCAUUCUUAAUGGUUUUAUUAUUUAUUGUGCAGCUACAUUUUGUUUGGCUAGUUGCUGCCAUAAGAGCAAGUAGCACGCUCAGUUUCUUGGCUAUAACUCGAGAGUCCUCAAACAGGCUGUUGGCAGCGUGGUGGCUACUUCUUUUGCUACUUCGUUUUGCCCCCUCAUAUAUUUGAUUUGUCAUCUGACAUGGAAAGCAAGACGAGUACCCAUAUAUAUGUGAAAUGUCACAAAUGUUAGCCCAGUGAAUUGUUGUUUGCUUUGAGACAUAGUAGAAUGCAGUUUAGUUGUAUGGAAAGAUCAUUUUUAGGGGACUAGGCUUUUAGCUGGACUAAAAUGCUAAAAGUCUUCGAGAGAUUCCGAAUUUAUUGACAUUCUUUAAGCAGUUAUAUUUUGGACUAUAAAUAUGUUUUGUGAGGACUAUGAGCUUUUAUAUAUGCCUGUCCUUUUCAGAAGGUCCUUUUUAAAUAAUAAAGCUGACAAACAGGGUAACUAAUUUUUAUGACACUAUGGAACACCCAUGCUUUAAGGAACUGUUCGAGAAGGAACUGAGAGCACUGGUUAUCAGUGCUGCAUGCCUUAGCUCCCAAUUUGUUUGCUUUAUUUUUACUGAUGUAUUUUUUAGGUGCUUGGUAUUUUAAUCAGCAUGUUUCCCUGCCAGGUGUGAGGUUAUAAUUUACAGCUCUCGACAUUCCAGUCAGUCACAGAUUAGAAGUUUAAUGUAUAUCACUGAUUGAUUUAUAUGGAAGCUUGUUUCCACCACUGGAAAAAAAAAUGCCAUCAAUAACUCGAAAUUUGGAGUUUGGUAUCUAAACAUUUCGAGUUAGUAAGUCAAAAUUUUAAGAAAAUAACUAAAAAUUUCUUAAGAGCUUGAAAAAAGGCAGCUGGGCUUCUUUAAGUUUCUGAAGAUGUUUCACCUCUCAUGCAUCUGCUUUAGUUCUAAAACCGAAAGGUGGAGAGUCCCAAGUAUUUGAACCCUAGUGGGGUUUGUCCCCUUUGGAGGUUGUUGUUGACCCGCUAUUGAUCAUGUGCAUAAUCACAUGAGCCAAGGCCUAAAAAAAAGGGCAUAGGUACCACCCGGGGUUUUGGGCAAAACCACUGUGAGACCUUGCCCCACCCUAUCGUGAGCUAUUGAGGUCACCCGAAGAAAGGUAUGAGUGGGAGUAGAGGUGCCUAGGAAGGCAUUUCAAGACUGCAUUAUAUGUGGCUGGCCGCUAGUGUCAUAAGGCACCACCUUUGUUCAGUGAUGGUCAUUCACAGUGGACAUUGAUGGCUUCUUUUACUCCACAUUUUGGAGUACGAAGACAGAUGGUUUGAAAGGGAAUACUGGAAUCCUCAAAAGAGUGUCCUUUAUUCUUUAGAUGCAGAUUUACAGCUGAGGCUUAUCCUGUUAAGGUGGCUUUCCUAUGUUGCGCUAUGCAUUUAUGGAGUGGCUGUUUGGUUUCACCAGUGUCGAUGUCUGAGGACUCCUCAGUGCACUGCACAACACACACUAUGCUGCCUAGCUUGUGUUUGGCAGGUUUGUCCUUUCGAUGAACCAGUUUUUGUCUUUGAGUGUUGCUGGAUAUGAAGAACACUGGGAUGUCAUGCCUGGAGAAAAUUCCCCUGACUUUCUCUGACAAACCUGCUACAUAAGGGAAGAUAAUGCUGGUCCAUUUGUCAUUCUCUUUCUCCCUAGCUGGUGUCUGACCUUGUUUCCUGUGCAUCUUUGCUGAUUUAAUGAAGUCCCAGAUGGUAUAAUCACAUGGUUUAAGAGCUUUCUUAAUACAGUCAUGGCCGAAAAUGUUGGCACCCCUGAAAUUUUUACAGAAAAUGAAGUAUUUCUCCCAGAAAUUUUGCAGUUACACAUCUUUUGUUAUGCACAUGUUUAUUUCCUUUGUGUGUAUUGGAACAAUACAAAAAACAGGAGAAAAAAAAAGCCAAAAUUCAUAAUUCUGUGCAAAACUCCAAAAAUGGGCCACACAAAAUUAACUUAACCCUAUGACGCCAGCGAUUGCCGCUGAAGCACCUGUUGCGUGCCCUUACCUGCCAUGAACAGCUGUUUAAGGGACUUUGAAUUACCAUAAUUCCGUGACUGUUUGUCCUAUUGGAAAAAUUCCAACAGUCUGAAAGCUGAGAUAUUGCACUUCACAUACAAUAUAGGGUCAUUACGGUAAUUGUUGCCAGAAGUCCGCAAACGGCAGCCCUUUUGAAAUUUGACAUGUGUUGCGUUUGACAUGUUUGGAGGUAUAAGGUUAAUAUUUGGUUGCACACCCUUUGGAAAAAAAUAACUGAAGUCAGUCACUUCCUAUAACCAUCAACAAGCUUCUUACACCUCUCAACUGGAAUUUUGGACCACUCUUCUUUUGCAAACUGCUCCAGGUCUCUUAUAUUUGAAGGGUACUUUCUCCCAACAGCAAUUUUAAGAUCUCUCCACAGGUGUUCAAUGGGAUUUAGAUCCGGACUCGUUGCUGGCCGCUUUAGAACUCUCCAGCGCUUUGUUUUCAUCCAUUUCUUUGUGCUUUUUGAAGUAUGUUUGGGGUCAUUGUCCUGCUGGAAGACCCAUGACCUUGAACGCAAACCCAGCUUUCUGACACUGGGCCCUAUAUUGUGACCCAAAAUCCUUUAGUAAUCUUCAGAUUUCAAGAUGCCUUGUACUCAGUCAAGGAAACCAGUGCCAGAGGCAGCAAAAAAAUCCCAAAACAUCUUUGAACCUCCAUCAUAUUUGACUGUAGUUACUAUGUUCUUUUCUUUGUAGGCCCCGUUCUGUUUUCAGUAAACAGUAGAAUGAUGUGCUUUACGAAAAAGCUCUAUCUUGGUCUCAUCUGUCCACAAGACAUUGUGGACAGAUGAGAUUUUGUCUUACUCACGUACAUUUUGGCAAACUGCAGUCUAGCUUUUUUAUGUCUCCCUGCCAUAGCGUUUCCUUUCAUUCAAAUGUUGACAUAUAGUUCGCGCUGACACUGAUGCACCCUGAGCCUGCAGGACAGCUUGAAUUUCUUUAGAACUUGAUUGAGGCUGCUUAUCCACCAUCCAGACUGUCCUGUGUUGCAACCUUUCAUCAGUUUUUCUCUUCUGUCCACGUCCAGGGAGAUUAGCUACAGUGCCGUUGGCUGUAAACUUCUUGAUUAUGUUGCACACCGUGGACAAAGGAACAUAGAGAUCUCUGGAGAUGGACUUGUAACCUUGAGAUUGUUGAUAUUUUUCCAUAAUUUUGUUUCUCAAGUCCUCAGACAGUUCUCUUCUCCUCUUUCUGUUCUCCAUGUUUAGUGUGGCACACACAGACAUACAAUGCAAAGACUGAGUCAACUUCUCUCCUUUUUAUCUGGUUUCAGGUGUGAUUUUUUUAUAUUGCCCGCACCUGUUACUUGCCACAGGUGAGUUUAAAUGAGCAUCAAAUGCUUGAACCAAAGUUUUUUACCUGCAUUUUGAAAAGGUGCCAACAAUUCUGUCUGGCCCAUUUUUGGAGUUUCCCCUCUUUUUUUAGUGUUUUUCCAAUACACACAAAGGAAAUUAAUAUGUGCAUAACAAAUUGUGUGAUUGCAAUCAUUUUCUGGGACAAAUACUUCAUUUUCUGGAAAAUUUUCAGGGGUGCCAACAUUUUUGGCCAUGGCUGUAUAUGUGUGUUCCUUUUUGUUUCCUUCCACCGCUUGGUGUUGCAGGAUCCUGAUCACCCCAAAUUUGUAUUCCAGUGGUUGGUAGGAGUCAAAAAGUAGGUACUGGUCUCUGUGUGUGUGGUCUUCUGGUAAAAUUCAGUAUUGAGACUUCAGUCUUCCUCACUGAGUACAGCACAGUCAAGGAAUGGUUGCUAUCUCCCCUAGUGAACUGUUUUUAUCCUCUGAGUUGAGGUGCUCAGUGAAGUCUUCUACUUCUUGGGCUUUGAUUUUAACUCAGGCGUCAUCCACAUAUCUGUACUAGUGGCUGUUGUGGAAGGAGCUGUCUUGCUGUAGUCAUUUUCUGACCACCUCCACUGCCUCAGUUGUAUGUAUACAAGUGAAAAGUGAAACCUCAUCAAAGGACACUAUGGUUUCAUCUGGAUUCAGCACAAGUUUGCAGGCCUAGUUGGUGAAGUCAGUGAAGUUUUUAAUGUGACAGAAUGUGUUACCCACAUGCGGAGCUAAGAUGGUGGCAAGGUGCUUGGAAGUGUUGUAGGUGGGUACGUUUUUAUUGAUAACGAUGGGUCUGAGUGGGACUCUUUUGUGGAGCUUCGGAAGGCCACAUAGUGUAGCACCUGUAGUAACAUCUAGGGCAGUCAAUGGCUUUUUCCUUUCAAGUUGUUGUAGGCAACAGAUGACUUUCUUCUUGUUGUUGGUUGUGGGGUAGGAAUAUGAUCAAUAGUGGUUCAACAACCACCUCCAAAGGGGACAAACUCCUCUAGGGACCUGGCACUUGCCACAUUUUGAUUUUUAGGACUGAAUAGGUCUCUCGAGAAACCUAAAGACGUCCAGUUGCCUUUUUUCAAGUUCUUAGGACUACCAUGACCUGGAUGACUGAGAACCUACAUAGAAGCUCAAAAUUUCGAGUUAAUAAGUUGAAAUUUCAACUUGCCUCUGCCAGUCAAGAAGUUCCGUGAAGAUACAUUGUUUCCUCGUUUACCCAGAAGUAGAAGUCGGAAGGCAUCAGCUGUCCAACAGUUCAACAUGAACACAAUGAUUCCAUACUUUUUAUGCAGUUAUCAUUCACUGGAAGACAUUUCAAGAUGAAGAACCUGAUACCAAUUUGUUCAUAUUUGCAAUACACUGGUAGCUCACUGAUGCUGUAGCUACUCGAUUUUGAGUGCACAUGCAUCUGCACAAUGUGCUUCCUUCCAGAUAACAAAUGAUGUUUUUCAUGGAGCUUUCUGAUUGGCUGCGAUAAUUCAAAUUUUUUUGAGUUAUUGACUUGGAAAUUAGAGAUACUUAACUCGAAAUUUUGAUUUUUUUUCCUCCAAAUUUCAACUUAUUAACUCAGAAUUUUGAGUUAUGGAUUACCCUUUUUUGCAGUGGUGGAAAUAAGCUUCCAUAGAUUUAAGAGAUUCUUCUCUGUAUUGAGAAACCCAAACUUGUGCCUGCUCUGUAUUUAGCAUGUCGUACUGUAAAUGCAGUUCCUUGAGUCAUGGUUGUUUUCUUUGAAAACUGCUAUGCAUAGGGUUUGGUGAUUACUGUUUUCUUUUUUUUUUUUUUUUUUUGGACUCAUGUUCAAUAAGCAUAUACUGUAUUCAUAUAUUGUGAGCUUGCCUUUGAAGUAUUAAAAGUGCUCUUGUUAGUUGACAGUGGUAUGAGGCUUUGAAUGUUGUUUGUAAGUAACACCAGGUUUUAAACAGUAACUGUGCAUCUCAGUCCUGACUAAUCUGUACAUUUCUGAAGUUCUUCAGACCCACAGCCUCAGUGGGAAGAGCAAAUCAUUUGUUUUGUUCAUGCUAACAUGCUGAUAUCCAACACUACAAUUCUUGUUCUGUGGAGAACCUCAGCUCAGUUUUUGUUAAGUAUUUCCAAAGGUUAAACCGCAUGUACAGCCGAUUGUGUUUCUCUUGUGAAUGUGGUCUGACGGAAGCAUCUUGUAAAAAGUCUAUAUGUUGAAGUAAUGACCUUUUGAAUGCCAUAAUUAAAGGAUCAUCAAUAACAAAGAUUUGUAAUUUUUUAAUAAAUGUUUCUUUAUUUUUUUUAAUUUACUGAUGUCAUUUAUUUAUAUUAUAUUUGAACUCAGCUGAUUGUUUUUUUUUUGUUUUUUUUGCUUUUUUUU
Archocentrus centrarchus (flier cichlid) is the source of this 6944-nucleotide messenger RNA. RefSeq names its product golgin subfamily A member 7-like. The record is from RefSeq and is a predicted model, not a curated record. Gene Ontology annotation, cellular component: Golgi stack; palmitoyltransferase complex. NCBI's taxonomy places the organism in Eukaryota, Metazoa, Chordata, Actinopteri, Cichliformes, Cichlidae. Gene Ontology annotation, biological process: protein targeting to membrane; peptidyl-L-cysteine S-palmitoylation; Golgi to plasma membrane protein transport. Bases 32 to 463 code for a protein of 143 amino acids. The transcript has 6 exons.